AUGGACAAUGAAAAAGAACUUUCUUUUCUCGUUACCGUUCUAACUCUCUUCAUCCUUUUUGUGAUAGUAUCAGGAGUGGAUCAAAGAAGACAAGUGAAACAAACAUGGUGUUCUAGACCUUUACCUAACCAAACUGGGAAAUGUAUCAUCGAAGAAUAUGAGUCUAAAUGUAGGCAGAAGUGGAAAGGGAAUCGUACAGAGGCUACAUGUCGUCACCAAUGCACUUGCCAUUUUCGUUGCCCCUGGCUUCAAGGUCAGGCCUGACAAAUAUGAGGCUAAGUGCAAUGUUGAGUAAAAAUUUUAAAUUUGACCUAAUUUGUUUAUCAUGUAAUUGUGGACUCUCAAAUAUUUUGCUUUAUUUACCUAGAAAAUCUAUUGAAAUUAAUUAU
This is a messenger RNA of Arabidopsis lyrata subsp. lyrata, 389 nucleotides long. RefSeq names its product putative defensin-like protein 145. The transcript has 3 exons. NCBI's taxonomy places the organism in Eukaryota, Viridiplantae, Streptophyta, Magnoliopsida, Brassicales, Brassicaceae. The record is from RefSeq and is a predicted model, not a curated record. Bases 1 to 264 code for a protein of 87 amino acids.